This is a messenger RNA of Cydia splendana, 909 nucleotides long. RefSeq names its product gastrula zinc finger protein XlCGF49.1-like. NCBI's taxonomy places the organism in Eukaryota, Metazoa, Arthropoda, Insecta, Lepidoptera, Tortricidae. Gene Ontology annotation, cellular component: nucleus. The record is from RefSeq and is a predicted model, not a curated record. The transcript has 6 exons. Gene Ontology annotation, biological process: regulation of transcription by RNA polymerase II. The coding region runs from base 186 to 770 and encodes 194 amino acids. Gene Ontology annotation, molecular function: DNA-binding transcription factor activity, RNA polymerase II-specific; RNA polymerase II cis-regulatory region sequence-specific DNA binding.
CAUGCACAUGACAGCAAAUUAUUGAAUUUUUCUUUUGAAGAAAUCAAAAUAAACUUAGAAACAAGAAUUACAAGUAAAAUUUUGCUUUUUAAACAGAGUUUAGAACCGAUAUACCUAAUUUAUUGGUUAUCGCUGUUAUUCGAACGAUUUAUUUUAAGUUGUAGACCUUACGUUUAGCAUCAACAAUGGAGCCAGGUCUUGCGGUUGAGGAGAUAGUUAUCAAACCAGAGGUCAUCCUCAUCUCAGACGACGAAAUUGAUUACAACGGGGAGCCACAAAAGAAACGCCGCCGGCGUGUUGUAAAGAAAUCCCCCCAUCCCUGCGAAGACUGCGACAAGAUAUUCCAAACGGGCUAUGAGCUGAAGAAACAUAAGCGCACGCACACAGGGGAACGGCCGUACAUGUGUACCACAUGUGGGAAAACUUACACACAGCUCGGACAUCUCAGUAUCCACGCACUCACGCAUCAAGGCAUAAAGAACUUCAACUGUCACGAGUGCGGCGCGUCGUUCUACAGGAAAGCCGACCUCGACCGGCACGAGAAGAUACACACAGGGGACAAACCACACGAGUGCGAAAUAUGCUCCAAGAGCUUUGUGCAGAAAAAUAAUCUGGUCAUGCAUUUGAAGAUGCACUCGGGGGAGAAGCCACAUGAAUGCGAAGUGUGUAAAAAGAGGUUCCUGACGCGGAGCAAGCUCGUCCUACAUUCCAAACGGCAUGAAAAAGACAAGAAAAUCAAAAAAGAGUUCCUUGAACAGAUGAUGGUGUAAAUAUUUAAGAAAUUUUAGAGUAAGGUUUAUGGUCAUUCAUUUUUUUUACCAGUUAGGGUAAAAUGAUAAACUAUAUUUCGUUUUUUUUAGCAUUAGAAAUAAGGUAAACAAUCUUGAUGUGUCUUUUAAUUGAAAAACA